AUGGCCACCUUAACCUUCCUCUUAGUUUCUUCAAUCCUCUUAACCUUUGUUAAUGCAUAUUCAACAUACAACACAACCCAAAUUUUCUCAAACUAUAUCCACAACCCUCCCAAGAAUAAACCAUUCCUCAACACCAUAGACUCUUGCCGCCGAGCCCAAACAAACUGGGCCUCCAAUCCACACGCCUUGGCCGAUUGCGCUAUUGGUUUCGGCCAAGGCGCCAUUGGAGGCAAACAUGGCAACUUAUACAUUGUAACCGAUCCUUCAGAUGAUGCUGUGAAUCCAGCAAAAGGCACGCUUCGUUAUGGUGCAAUUCAAAUGGAGCCACUAUGGAUAAUGUUCGAGAAAGACAUGGUUAUUAGGCUUGAGAAUGAGCUCAUAGUGAAUAGCUACAAGACCAUUGAUGGAAGAGGAGCCAAAGUUGAGAUAUCAAACGGGCCAUGCAUUACAAUACAAGGUGUUAGCAACGUGAUUAUUCAUGGCAUUAGCAUCCAUGAUUGUCAACCGGGUACGGUUGGCCUCGUCAGAAGUAGCCCUGACCAUGUUGGCCACCGUCGAGGCUCCGACGGCGACGCCAUCAGCAUAUUUUCAUCAUCCAAUAUUUGGGUUGAUCAUUGCUUCUUCGCACGUUCUGCUGAUGGCUUAAUUGAUAUUAUUCAUGCUUCAACUUCCAUUACCAUUUCUAACAAUUAUUUCACCCAGCAUGACAAAGUUAUGCUAUUAGGACACAAUGAUGAAUACACGGCAGAUAAAAUAAUGAAAGUAACAAUAGCCUUCAACCGGUUUGCUAGUGGCCUAACUGAAAGAAUGCCAAGGGUAAGAUUUGGUUACGCCCAUGUGGUCAACAACCAAUAUGAUGAGUGGAAAAUGUAUGCUAUAGGAGGGAGUUCUAAUCCAACCAUUUUAAGCGAAGGGAACGUUUAUAUAGCACCAAAUAACGAUAACGCAAAACAGAUUACAAAGAGAGAAGCGAAGCAAAACUGGAAGAACUGGAAAUGGAGAUCUUCCAAGGAUGUAUUCGUGAAUGGUGCAUAUUUUGUACCAUCUGGAUAUGGGAAUUGUGCCCCAAAUUAUUCAAAUACUCAAUCUUUUAGUGCUGUCCGAGCGUACAUGGUGCCAACAAUAACUCUCAAUGCAGGUCCCUUAAGUUGUGUUGUUGGCCGAGCAUGUUAA
Messenger RNA from Arachis stenosperma, 1173 nucleotides. RefSeq names its product probable pectate lyase 16. The transcript has 4 exons. The record is from RefSeq and is a predicted model, not a curated record. NCBI's taxonomy places the organism in Eukaryota, Viridiplantae, Streptophyta, Magnoliopsida, Fabales, Fabaceae. The coding region runs from base 1 to 1173 and encodes 390 amino acids. Gene Ontology annotation, molecular function: pectate lyase activity.